GCAAUAUAGUCAAAGCAUGCCGCUGCAAGGAAAGUUUAGAUCCGCACUCCCUCUGAUUUCCCCUGAGGAUUCCCCUUCCAAAUUUCUCUGGGGCAAUUAAAGUUCCUGCCUUUGAUAACCUUCUGCGAUUUCGCUCAGGAAUGUUGGCUAGCCAUGCUUUUGGUUUCCAUGAAAGAAGUGAAUCAACAGAGCGUGUGCUAGAAGAUCCUGUUGCUGAAACUGAUGAGGAGGCGGAAAUUUCUCCGAAGGUGUCAUAUAUAGCUUCCUUUAAUGAGCUUGCCAGAAAUUAUGUGCAAUGUGACACAAUUAUAUGGGUCAUGAUAUCAUUGCUUCUGACCUUAGCGUGGGGGGUUGGAGUGAUUAUGCUUUUAUAUCUCCCAGUUAGAAGAUAUGUGUUGCAGAAGGAGGUUUCUUCGAGGAAACUAUAUGUUACACCAAGUGAGAUAGUUUACAAGGCUACCAGGCCUUCAUUUUUACCAUUCUUGGGGCAUACAAAGAUUGAGAAUCACAUACCGCUGAAUCUUGUUAUUGAUGUUAUUAUUGAACAAGGGUGUUUGCAGUCUGUAUAUGGAAUUCAUACGUUCAGGAUUCAAAGCAUAGCACAUGGAAAAGCAGCACCCAUGGAUGAAUUACAGGUUCAUGGUGUCUCUAACCCAGACUUUCUGAGGAAGAUCAUCAUAAAAGAAGCUGCAAAAAGUAUUCGAGAAAGUGGAAGUUGGAAACCUAAAAUGUGUGGUGGAGAUGGAUUCUCUAUGCCUGCACAGAAGAGAUCUUUGACUGAGAUUCCAGCAUUCAAUAGAAUGCAGUCUCCAAGCGGGAAGAUAAUGGCCUCCCCAAGGCAUGCCCUGUUUGAGAGCGGAGGAGGUGCACCGUCUGGUGAUUUGUUGCUAAACAAACUUGAAGAAGUCAAGCAAUCAGUGGAGAAAAUUGAGACUCUUGUUGGGGUUCGCAGGCAGUGCUAGAUCACUUGAACCUGAGUUUCCCAUCUCCUCUCUUCAUUUUCUUUUUUCUUUGUCUUUUUCCUCAUUCCAGUUUUUGCCUCUUUGUAGUUUGUAUAUAGUAGGUACUGGUGUCAUCUUGAGAAUAUCUGAUAAAGGUUUUUUCUGUAAUUAAUACUUAAAGGAAAAAGGAGCAAUUAAAGCCUAAUAGACCUUAGCUGUA
Asparagus officinalis (garden asparagus) is the source of this 1161-nucleotide messenger RNA. RefSeq lists its product as uncharacterized. NCBI's taxonomy places the organism in Eukaryota, Viridiplantae, Streptophyta, Magnoliopsida, Asparagales, Asparagaceae. The record is from RefSeq and is a predicted model, not a curated record. The coding region runs from base 141 to 962 and encodes 273 amino acids. The transcript is spliced from 7 exons.